AAAACAAAAUUUCCAUAUACUAUUUCUCAAUAUUUCGUAAUAAUUAAUUACUACUACAUGAAAAAGUGACCAAACAUAAAAUAAACAUUGUAUCCCUAUUCUUCCCACAAAUCAUUCAUGAAAUGACAUAAAAUCAAAAGCACAUGCAAACUGCGAUUAGCAACAAAAACAGCCAAAUUAAUCAAUUCAAAAAAAAAGAAAAAAAAAAACACACCAAAAACUAGUGGAGCACCAAAAUCAAAUCAUGUACAGCCGGCCCACACCAAUCCCCACUACACGACAAACCAAAGAACCAAUCUCAUCCGUCGAUCCAUUAAGCACGUGUGCGGUCCAGAUCUCACCACUUAUCCACCCACCGUUGGUCUGAUAUCACACCCAACCCCUCCUACUCCACAAUUAUGAUUGGUCCACGAUUUUGAAUGGGUGAGACCCACCAUUUUAUUUUAUUUUUGCCCAUAAAUAAGCAUUCCCACUCUCCUCUGUUGAAAAGUCAUCGGGGGACAGAUGGCGGCAGCCCACAACCAUAUUUUGGUAAGAAAAUAAUAUAUUUAAUUAAUGUAAUUAUUUGUUUUUUUCUGCAAUAUUUAUGUCUUUUUCUCUGGCUAGGACAACUUUUGUGUUUGUGUUUUGCUAAUUUUUUUCUUGGAUUUGUCCCAUUUCUCACUGCCAUCAGUUAACUGUUAAUUGGGACUGCUUUGUUCAGUUUCCAUUUUGGGAUUUGCGGUUAGUUUUCUCUUGAGCUCUGUGUGUUUGUGGGUAUCCCAAUUUUUAGGGAAUCAUGCUUUUGAGCUGAUAGCUUUAUAGAUAUUUUGUUGUGGGCUCAUUUUGCUUUUGCAUACUAGAUCUGGAUUCUGUUAUCUUUUUGCUGUUUCGGGAUGAAUCUUGUGUGGGCAUCUUUACUUUGGUUUCUUUACAUUUUGAAAUUGUGGGAUUGAAGCUUGAGAAAUUUGCUUACAAUUUAUGUUGUGAGAUUGAAGCAUGAGAGGAUAAUCUGCAAUUUUGUUGCUAAAGAUUGUGUUUUUAUGUGUUUGGUAGCUGUGAAUCUGCUGAUUAUAGAUGGUUUCACCUUUGAUUGUAGGUGAAUUUGUUGAAGGAGUGAAGGAUAUAGGAAGGUGUGAUCUGUUGCUUAUUGGUUUUGGGGUUUAUUCAGUGGUUUGAUUAAGGGGGAUUGGUUUGGAUUGGUUUGGAUUGGUUUGGAUUGAUUUGGAUUAGUUUGGAUUGUAUUGGUGGGAGUGUGAGGGGAGGAAGUGUUGGAAAUGGGGAGUAAUUUAAAUUUCAAGAAUUUCGCAAACGAGCCACCAGCUGGCGGUGGUGGGAGGGUGGCGAAUAAUAGCCCGUUGACGCGGCAGUCCUCUGUCUAUUCUUUGACCUUAGAUGAGUUCCAGAAUACCAUCGGGGGGAGUGGGAAGGAUUUUGGGUCAAUGAACAUGGAUGAGCUUUUGAAGAGUAUAUGGAGUGCGGAAGAUAAUCAGAACUUCGCUCCCGCCAUUGGUGGUGGUGGUGAAGGUGUUGGUGGUGUCCAAGAAGGGGGUGGCUUGCAGAGGCAGGGAUCGUUGAUCCUUCCCCGUACGCUAAGCCAGAAGACGGUUGAUGAGGUGUGGAGGGAUAUGUCGAAAGAGGCUGUUGCACCGAAGGAGGGAGCUGUCAGCGUUGCUAGCUUUGGCAUGCCGCAGAGGCAGCAGACAUUGGGGGAGAUUACACUUGAGGAGUUCUUGGUGAGGGCCGGGGUUGUGAGGGAGGAGGCUCAGUUGGCUGCUGCUAACAAUGCUGGGAUUUUCGGUGAUCUGUGGCACCCUGUGAAUAACAGCUCGGGUUUGGGGUUCGGAUUUCAGCAGCAGCAGCAGCAGGCUAGUAGGAAUUUGGGGUUGAUUGGUGCUGGGGUUACUGAAACUAGUAAUCCGAUGGCUGCACAAUCGGCUGCUAACUUACCGUUAAAUGUGAAUGGUGUAAGGUCUUCCGCACAGCUGAUGGAGAAUCAUCAGCUGCAGCAGGAGCAACGGCAACAUCAGCCUCAGCAGAUUCUUCCAAAACAGUCCGCGAUGGGUUAUGGACCAGCUAUGGGGAUUCCAAGCAACGGUCAAUUGAGUAGCCCACGGAUUAGGGGCGGAAUGGUUGGGAUUUCUGACCCGGGAAUGAAUAACUCACCAGUCCAUAAUUCAGCUUUGCAAGGUGGAGGGCUUGGGAUGGUUGGUUUGGGGUCUAAUGGAUCUCCAGCUGUUUCUUCGGACGGGCUCUCUAAGAGCAACGGGGAUACAUCCUCAGUGUCGCCUGUUCCUUAUGUGUUUAAUGGGGGUUUGAGGGGUCGGAAGAGUGCUGCUCUGGAGAAGGUGGUUGAAAGGAGGCAGAGGAGGAUGAUAAAGAACAGAGAGUCGGCUGCAAGGUCACGAGCUCGUAAGCAGGCUUACACCAUGGAGUUGGAAGCAGAAGUUGCUAAAUUAAAGGAGGAAAACGAACAAUUGCAGAAGAAACAAGCGGAGAUAAUGGAAGUGCAGAAGAAUCAGGCGCUGGAGAUGGUGAAACAGCAGAGCGGGGCGAAGAGACAGUGCUUGAGAAGGACACAAACUGGGCCGUGGUAACGGCCACGUGGAACGAGAUACGUCUGUGUAAAUAGUACAUAGAAUACGACGUGGUUCCUGGUGUUGUAGAUGAGCAUAGAGAGAGUUAGAGGAGUAGCGCUUCUUCGCCUUAGGAUGCAUAUCCCAUGUUUCGAUGGAAUGUAGGUGGAAAAAGUUUUUAAAAUGAAAGGUAGUCGAUUAGGUACAAAGAUUGGUAGAGUGCUGUUCCCAACUCCCAAAGUGUCGUGUUUCUAAUGUUCGUAUUCGUGUUCGUGUUGACAUAGAAUAGAUUACAGUUUAUUUAUAUAUUUACAUUGUUUGUGAGUUA
Molecule: messenger RNA, 2883 nt
Organism: Salvia splendens (bonfire salvia)
Lineage: Eukaryota; Viridiplantae; Streptophyta; Magnoliopsida; Lamiales; Lamiaceae
Product: bZIP transcription factor 23
Exons: 3
Coding region: 1257-2576 (439 amino acids)
Biological process (GO): positive regulation of DNA-templated transcription
Cellular component (GO): nucleus
Molecular function (GO): DNA-binding transcription factor activity
Source: RefSeq, a predicted model, not a curated record